CCGCGUGACGCCCUGAGGUGGCAGCACGGUCCGGAUUUGGUGCUUUCUCGGACUCCUGCGUCGGGGUCCUGGUUCCGGUCCGGGUUUUGAGUCCGGGACGGGCCCUGAGUGAGUCUGUGAUGGUCCGGCCGGUUUGAGCCUGCUCCUUCUGGUUCGCUCUGCGCCUCCCAAACUUUUCCACCGCGCGGCUGCUAGCUGCUAGCUUUCCUCCAUCCGCGGCGUGUUUCUGGUCCGUCGGAACUUUUGUCCUCGGAGUUGGUGUUUCUGUGUGAACCGACCCAGAAUCUGAGCUCACUUCCGGGGUUUAAGGCUAGCCCUUAGCAGCUAGCUGCGAUGCCGGCGAUGCUGGAGGCUCCGGGGAAGAGAAGAGGCCGAGCACCGGCCGGAGGAGGCGGCAGCGGCCCCGGAGUGGCGGGUCCGCCCGGGAAGAACCUGUCCGGUAAUGGAACUACCGCCGCUGGCUGCUGGGACGAGGGAAGUUCCGGAUCUAGCAGCGACGAGGAGCACGGCGGAGGAGGGAUGCGGGUCGGACCGCAGUACCAGGCUGUGGUUCCGGACUUUGACCCGGAUGUGGCCCAGGCAGCUCAGCUCAGAGAGAACUUGGGAAUGUUGGUCUGGAUCCCAAACAGCUGCCUGAACCAGACCCAGUUGGAUGAGUAUAUUGUCAUCGCUAAAGAGAAACAUGGAUACAACAUGGAGCAGGCCCUGGGAAUGCUCUUCUGGCACAAACACAAUGUGGAGAAGUCUCUGGCCGACCUGCCCAACUUCACACCGUUUCCUGACGAAUGGACGGUGGAGGACCGAGUGCUGUUCGAACAGGCGUUCAGCUUCCACGGCAAGAGCUUCCACCGCAUCCAGCAGAUGUUACCGGACAAGUCCAUGGCCAGUCUGGUUCGGUUUUAUUACUCGUGGAAGAAAAGUCGCAGUAAAACGAGUCUGAUGGAUCGACAGAGCCGCAAACAGAAGCGAGAGAAGGACGACAGUGAUGAUGAUGGUGAAGAAGGGAACCUGAACCCUCCGAGUGACUCUGAAUUCGAUCCAAAUAAAGAGGACAAAAAGGAGGUGAGCUCUGGGUCUCUGAGGUCGGAGGUGAAACCAACAUCUGGACUGAAGACAGGUGGGAAGGCGUCCCAGCGGAUGAAGAAACGUCCUCCCAGAGGAAUGUUUCUAAACCAGCAGGACAUUGUUUCGCUGUCGUCCUCGUCUGCUCAGGGCCUCAUCAGACACCUGGACAGCCAGCUGGUAUCCAUCAAGAGACAGAUUCAGACCAUCAAACAGACCAACAGCACUUUGAAAGAGAAGCUCAGCUCAGGAAUCCAGGAGUUCAAGCUGUCUGAGAUGACUCAGAAGUUGAACAACCGCUGGAGCACAGACGAGCAGCUGCUGGCCGUACAAGCCAUAAGGAAGUAUGGGCGGGACUUCCAGGCCAUCUCGGACGUGAUUGGCAACAAGUCGGUGGUCCAGGUGAAGAACUUCCUGGUGAACUACAGGCGGAGGUUCAACCUGGACGAGGUGCUUCAGGAGUGGGAGGCGGAGCACGGGAUGGAGGCGGGACAAGGGGGAGACGGCGCAGACGGAGGAGACGGAGGAGGAGAAGACGACAAAAUGGAGUCAUUCCCGUCGGAGGACGAUGAAACGACGGCGAAGCAGACGGAGGACUCGUCCUCGCCACUGGCCUCAUGAGACUCCGCCCCCUGACCUGUUACCCUGAUGACAGACCCCACCCCUUUUUAUGAUGUCAUUUCCUCAAUGGUGUGUUUUUAUUGUACGGGGCCACUAUGAAGUGACUGUCUCGGCUCUCCCUGGACCAAUCAGGAGUCAGAUCUGACUGAAAGAGGGGGAGGAGUGCGAUUGGUUUUAUUUGCUUUUUACUUCCUGUGUGUGUGUGUGUGUGUGUGCGUGUGCGUCUGUGUGUGUGUGUGUGUGUGUGUGUGUGUGUGUGUUGGGGGAGGGGCUUAAAGUGAAGCAGCCAUGUUGGAUGAUGUUGCUCUGACACAAUGACGCGUCAUCCUCUUUUUUUUUGUUCGUUUUUUUUUUUAGACCAACUAAUAAAACCAAAG
Molecule: messenger RNA, 2060 nt
Organism: Salarias fasciatus (jewelled blenny)
Lineage: Eukaryota; Metazoa; Chordata; Actinopteri; Blenniiformes; Blenniidae
Gene: rcor1
Product: REST corepressor 1
Exons: 13
Coding region: 334-1683 (449 amino acids)
Biological process (GO): regulation of transcription by RNA polymerase II; negative regulation of DNA-templated transcription
Cellular component (GO): histone deacetylase complex; transcription regulator complex
Molecular function (GO): transcription corepressor activity
Source: RefSeq, a predicted model, not a curated record